This is a messenger RNA of Rotaria sp. Silwood2, 3759 nucleotides long. NCBI's taxonomy places the organism in Eukaryota, Metazoa, Rotifera, Eurotatoria, Philodinida, Philodinidae. The record is from the annotation of a GenBank genome assembly.
AUGGCUGCAUCGUCUAAAAAUUGGCAAAGUUUAUUGAAAAUAAAACCGACUGAUAUUCGUUUGGAUAAUGACGUAGAAGACGAUCCGAAUGAUAAACUUAGCGAUCUAUAUACGAGUCUCAAUCCAGAUGAACUUGAUAAUAUUGAUGAUUUACGACAUGCAUUAAGACUUGGUCAACGAUUUACUGAAUGUUUUCGAACACAAAAGGAUGAUUGUUGGCAGAAUCUAGUAGCAGUUGCACAAGAGAAUGAAAAAUUAAAAAAGACGCGGUUGGAAACUGCUAAAAAUGCAAAUACAGAUUUCAAGGAUGAUCUGGCUAAUCUUGAACAUGAAAUAAAUAUUCUUCGAAAAGAAGCAGAAACUUAUAAAAGAGAAUAUGACAAUGCAUCAGGCGAUCUAGGACACGUUCGUGAUGAACUUUUAAGAAAUGUAGCCAAAGUUCGACAAUUAGAAAAUGAGAGAGAUGAUUAUAAAAAAAGAGCGGAAGAAGCACAAAAACGUGUAACAGAGUUAUUUGGUACAACUCGACUAAAAACUGAUGAUAGUGAACGAACAUCACGUGUACGUGCUUUGGAAAAAGAGCUUAAUGAUGCUUUGGAUGAAAAUAAUAAUUAUUUUGAAGAAAAUCAAAAAUUAAGUAAAAAAUUAGUUGAUCUUGAACGAGAUAAAACAGAAAUUGAUCAUCAUAUUAAUGAAUUAUCAAAAGAAUAUUCAAGAACUAAAGAACUUCUCAAUGAAAAAGAUCAAGAAAAUCUUGCUUUAAAACAAAGUAUUAAUUUAUUGGAAAACCAAAAAGCAAUGGGUCCUGGUGAGGAUGAUGAUGAUGUUGUUAUGAAAGCCGUCGAAGAUCGUGUUAAACAAUGGAAAGAUGUUUUUAAAGCAAAAGAUGAUGAAAUUGAUGAUCUUAAACGAAAAGUAAUAAGUCUACAUGAUAAAUUACAAAUGUAUUCAAUAGAAGAUCAAAAAGCUGAUGUUACUACUUUGAAUAAAGCACUUGCUGAAAAAGAUCAACAAAUAUUAAUGUUGAAAAAAAAAGUCGAAGAAGCAACCAAUGAUUUAAUUAAACAAACCGAUGCUCUUGAUAGAAUGCGAAAUGAUUAUACAGCAUCAAAUGAUCCAACAUCCAUAGCAAAUCGUUCACAGGCACUUGAAACAAAUCGUUUAAAAAGACAAGUAAAUGAUUAUGAAAAAGAAUUAGCAGACCGUGAUAUUCGUUUACAUGAUCUUGAUAAACAAUUAAGAGGGUUUUUGGAUAACAAUUAUGAAUUACGAGAUGCUGUACAAGAAAUACGUCAAUUAAAAGAACAUUUAAAAUUAAAAGAUCGACAAAUAGAAGAUUUAGCACAAUAUGCAUCACGAAACGAACUUACUGUUAAUGAAGUAACGGAUGAAAAUGAAGAAUUACGAGCAAAAUUAGGUAUGGAUCCUCGAACGCCAAUGACUGUUGAACAACUUAAAACAGCAAGAAUGACACGUACUGAAGCAAAUCAGGCUGUUGUACAAGUUUUACAAAAAGAAAUUGAACGUCUUGAAGAAGAACGACUAAAAUUAAAACAAAAUUGUCGUCAAUUAGCGCGUCAAGCAGGUGUACGAGCAGCUGAAUUAGGUCUUGCUGGUGAUACUGUAUGGAUUGACGAUAACGGUAUACCCCGACCAAGUGGUACAAAUGCUGAUGAAGCUAUUCGUAUAGCACGUAAUGAUUACGAUCAACAAUUAAAAGCUUCUGAUGCCAAUAUUGAUCAACUUCAUCGUGAACUUAUUGAAAAAACCAAUGAAAAUCGUUCAUUAAUUAACGAAAUUCGUGGUCUUGAACAAGGUUUAAGAGAAAUUGAUGAACAAUUAAAACAAAAACGGUUUCAACGAACAGCAAGUGGUGAUCAAUCAUCGCCUUAUAUUAUUCAAUGUCCAUCAUUAGAUAAAAUGCUUGAAGUUCUCCAAACUCAAUCGCUUACUGGUCGAUACGAUGAUGUAAUGAUGCUUAAAAGUGAAAAUGAUAAAUUAGUUGGUCGUAAUGCUGAAUUACGUGAUGAACUAUAUAAUGCUAGACAUGAAAAAACAAAAUCUGAUGUUAAUCUUAAAUUAGCUCUUGAACAAAAUGAAAAAUUUCAACGUGAUUUAAAAUUAUUUGAAGAAGCUGGUGCUGUUCCACUUGCAUUUCAAUCAAUGAAAUUACCUGAUGGUUUAUCACCAUCAAGUCGAGAUAUUAUUUCAUCACUUAAUGAAUAUCUUGUUGAUGCAUUAGCUGAAGUAACAGCCCAACGUGAAAUGAAUAAACAACUUGAAGAAGGACUUGAUAAAUAUCGACGAAAAUUAAAUGUUAUUAAACAUCAAACAGGUUUACUUUAUAAAGAUUUUCAUGAAAAACAACUACAAUGGACAAAUGAACGUGAACAAACAAAUGACGCAAAACGUGAUUUACAAACUGAAAUUGAAAAAAAUCUUGUUAAACUUCAAGAAUUUGAUCGUCUUCUUAAUACAUUAGAACAAGACGAUGCUGAAGUUCGUCGUCGUAUUGCAGAAGUAACAAGAAAAAUAACUGUUUUACGUGUUAAUGAAAAAGUAGCAGGUAGAAAAAUUCUUUCCUAUCAAGAUAUUGAAACAAAAUUAAGAAAGGACAAUACAAAAUUACGUACGGAAGUUAUUGAUAUGGAAGUUGCCGUUCAAACACGUUUAAAUUAUUUACAACGUUUUAAAGAUACAGCAGCUUACCGUUAUGCUACGACAAUGCUUCGAACCAGUACUACUGGUUCACUUGAUGAUGACAAUCCUGGAAGUCUUUCACGUAAAAUAACUGUUCUUGAAAUGAAAGAACUUAAUGAACGACAACGUGCUGAAUAUGCACAAAAACUUUAUGAUCAACAACGUGUAACACUUCGACAAAUGGAAGAUCGAAAUCUUGAAUUAGAACACAAAUUUAGUGAAUUAACUCGAAUGAAUCUCGAAAUGCAACGAGCUGAACGUGAAUUACGUGAUGAACUUGCACAUAGUGUACCACGAACAGUAUCCGAUGCUGACAAACGACGUAUAUCUGAACUGGAAGGUUCUGAAAUUCAAGCUAAACAAGAAAUAGGACGUUUACGCGAAAUAUCUGAAGUAGCAACUUAUCAAGUUGGAGCUAUUAAUGAUAUGAAAGUAUUAGAUGAAAAAGAAUUUCAAUCAUUACGUCUUCAAUUACUUGAUUUACAAUCAAAAUCAGAUGAUAAAAGCGAAAUUGGUAAACUUCAUCGUCAUAUUCUUGCUUUACAAAUAAGUGAAGCAACUGCUAAACGAAAACAAUUACAAGCAGAUAAUGAUUUAGCUAAACAAAAAGCAUUACUUCUUCGAGCUGAACAAAAAUUAGAUGAAAAAGAACAAAGUCUAUUUUUUAUUCGUCAAGAAUAUACACAACGUAUACGAUAUUUAAGAACAGCUUUACAAGAUUAUCGCCAUAAAUAUGCAGGUGCAUUACCAUUACGUGUACAAGAAUCAUAUGCUAAAACAAUGAUUGAUUUACGUAAUGGUAAAAAACAAUUAGAUCUUGAUAUGAAAAAAUUAGCCGAUCAAAAAUUUGAUCUUGAAACACAAAUAGCAUCAUAUGAAUUUAAACAUAAAUCACUUGAAGAACUUUUAGCUACACUUAAAGAUGGACAAAGUAAUGCACGUGUACAAAAAAUGAUUGAAUGGCAACAAAAACUAGAGAAAGUUAAAUUAAAUGAAUUAAGACAUAUUCGACUCAAUAAACGUUUGGAAACCGAUGUAAGUUUUGUACAGGGGAGCUAG